AUGGCUAGAUACAUCGCUGCACACCAAAAUCCUCAGGGCCCAGGGGACUCCCGACCCACCGCGUUGCAAAUUAUCAAAGACGAAGGACUUGCUGGUGACGGGCUAUCAGGAAAGACCGCACUUGUGACAGGAGCGAACAGAGGUAUCGGGCUUGAAACGGUGCGAGCUCUACAUGCAGCCGGCGCAACUGUCUACCUCGGUGUCAGAGACCUCGUAAGCGGUCGGAAGGCAAUCGAAGACAUCGCCGGAACUUCAACUCCAGACAGUGGAGCACAGCUUCAACUGCUUGAGAUUUCUCUUGACUCCCUCGCCUCUGUGUGCAACGCCGCUCAAUCCUUCCUCGCAAAAACCAAUAACAGAAUCAACAUGCUUAUCCUCAACGCAGGAGUCAUGGCGUGCCCCAAGAGCAGCACCAUCGACGGGUUCGAGACACACUUCUCGACGAACCAUCUCGGCCAUUUUCUUCUCUUUCGGCUUCUACAGCAGGCCCUUCUAUCCACAUCGUCCCCUUCUUUCAACUCUCGCGUAAUAUCCGUCACUUCGUCUGUGCAUCGACUCGGCCCGAUCGAUGUCAACGACUUCACUUACGACCACCUACCUUAUCAUCCACUCAGAGCUUACGCAAGGUCCAAAACGGCUAACAUUUACUUGGCUAACGAGAUUGAGCAUCGGUUCGGCGAUCAGGGGCUUCAUGCACUUUCUGUGCAUCCAGGCAGCGUGUUGACUAUGAUUUCCCGGCACAUCGAGGAUGACCCGCUUAAGAUCCCUGAAGGGGAUUGGGAGGAGAUUCGGCAUUUUAAAAAUGCGGCCCAGGGAGCGGCACCGACUGUUCUGGCUGCGGUUGGUGCAGAGUGGGAAGGGAACGGAGGGAGGUAUCUUGCCGAUUGUGUUGAACAAGGUCAUGCGGUUGAUCCUUCUUCUCAGACGGACUUGGGGCAUGCUUCGUGGGCUUUUGAUGAGCAGAAAGCAAGCAAAUUAUGGGAUGAGUCAAGUAAAAUGAUUGGACUUGAAGAAGGGGCAGAGAUUCCACGUCUGAUGCAAUAG
Molecule: messenger RNA, 1044 nt
Organism: Colletotrichum aenigma
Lineage: Eukaryota; Fungi; Ascomycota; Sordariomycetes; Glomerellales; Glomerellaceae
Product: Short-chain dehydrogenase TIC 32
Exons: 1
Coding region: 1-1044 (347 amino acids)
Source: RefSeq, a predicted model, not a curated record